GUUUUCUUCUAUCUGACCGGACACUGACUUGACUUCUUUUUUGUUAUUAAAAUUCUACGUAAAAUAAAGAUUUUAUUGAGGUGAAUCUAUCUGUGCAAUAUAAAUUAACAAUCUUAAGUUCAAUGCAGUAAUGAGACUUACAACAAUAUAAACAACAUUCCCAAUUAACCGAUGAACUAUGUACUUGGAUUCUAAAUAAAUUUAAUACCUACAUAAUAGACGUGCCGGCAUCGAUAUGUUAUACUUAAUAUUUCUGCAUUGUUUAUUGGUUUACACAAUAAACAAUGUGCUAGGGCUGCGUGAUGAAAUUCAGCCUCGCUAUAGUAAAUUUGAUGCUGAUUUUAUAAGAGGAUGUGCAGCGCUAGAAAAACAAUGCUUACAGACUGACGAUCUCGCUUUGCUUUCCUGUGCAUUAAACACAACACGCAGUAACAAGACUCAAGUCAAUUUUCAGUGCCAGCAUAAAGUAUGGACGCGUGAAGCGCAAUUUCUCGAUCUUACAUUCCUAAAUCUGAAAUUAAGGCAGCCUUGUCAGGAUGAGCCAUUGAUAAUGGACUGCCUUGGCCCUGGUGAAAAUGCAAUUGACUGCAUAUUAAAGAAGAAGUCAAGUGUCAGAUCAAAGGUCUGUUGGAGAAUGAUAAACAAGAUUGAAUCAUUGAUAUUUAAUGAUUGGCAGAUCACAAUUAAUUUUAUUAAAUAUUGUAAUGAUGAUAUCCAAACACAUUCAUGUGGCAGAAUUCCGCCUGAUCCAAAUAGUUUAUCACAGACACAGACUAUCAAAUGUCUUCAAAAUAAAGAACAAUUGCUCCGGCCUGAAUGUGUGUCUGAAAUCUCAGCACUGAAUGAAAUUAUGUACAGCACAUUACAGUUAGAUAAGUUGGUAUUUGCUGCCUGUAAACCAGAUCAGAUAAUGUUCUGCCCUGACGAGUUGCCACGAUCAUGGUCUAUGUAUAAAUGUCUUGUGAACAACAAAAAUGAUGAUAGGAUGACCAAAAGAUGUCAAGAUCAGUUGUUCUAUGACCAAAGAGGUGUGGUCAUGAAUUACAAAAUGAGCAGGGGUCUAGUCAAGGCCUGUAAAGACGACAUUAAAAAAUACCGCUGUAGGAAAGGCGUAGUAGAAGAUAAGGAUGUGAGACUUGCACAAAUUUUAUUCUGUUUAGAAAAUGAGUCUAGAAAUAAUAGCACAAUUUCUGCUAAUUGCUUACGUGAAAUGAUUGACCAUAGGCGAAUGUUGAUGAAUGACUACAGGUUGUCACCUGAGCUCAUGCAAAACUGUGCUAAUGAUAUAACUACAUUAUGCAAAGGUGUUGAGACUGGUGGGAGGACAAUUCAUUGCUUGAUGGACCAUGCUAGACCUAGGAAGAGAAAAGAAAAAAGGAUAAGCAUUGCCUGUCAGAAAUCUUUGGAAGUCCUAGUGCAAGAGGUCAAUCCUGGGGAGGACUGGAGAGUGGAUCCAGUUUUACGAAAAGCAUGCAAAGAAACAGUUAAUGAUGCUUGUAGAGAAGCUAUGGAGAAAGGAGGUAAUGGAAAAGUCAUGUCUUGUCUCAUGGAGAGACUAGGAACUGAGGCAAUGAGACCUGCAUGUGAAACUGCAUUAAUGCAAAUACAGUAUUUUAUAUCCAGGGAUUUUAAGUUGGACCCGCAAUUGUAUUCAGCCUGUAAGUAUGAUGCAGUGACACAGUGCAAAGCGAAGUUGCAGUGGGCUGAUGCGAGUGAGCACAGAUCUGAAAAGGAUCCAUUAGUAUUGCCAUGUUUGUAUAACUAUGCAUAUAACUCUGAACUGAAAGGCAUACUGAGGCCAGGAUGUGAGCAGCAAGUUAGGAGAGUUAUGCGACAAAGAGCAGUCAGUGUAGAUUUGCUUCCUGAAAUAGAAGAUGCCUGCAUGGAUGACCUGGCAAACCUUUGCUUCGAUCAUACUGGUAAAGGUGAAGAAAUACUAUGCUUACAAAGCAAAUUAAAAGAUCUGUCUGGAAAGUGUAAAGAUGUUGUAGCUAAUUUUACAGAAACCCAGAGUGGUCAUAUAGAGUUGAACCCUGUGAUAAAUAUAAAUUGCAGGGAUGCCAUUGAAAGGUUAUGUUCUUCAAAACUGAAAAGUAAAAUAGAGGAAGAUGAUGUGAUGGAAUGUUUGAUAUCCCAUAAAAAUGAUGCUGAAAUCAAAGCCGAUGCAAAAUGCAGGGCAGCCAUAGAACAUGAACAGUUGAUCUCAUUAAAGAAUUACAGGUUCACAAGGAAGUUCAAAAAUGCGUGCAAGUCUUAUGUCGUCAGAUUUUGUCCUAAAGCACAAACAAAAAGUCAAGUAGUGGUAUGUCUCAGUGAGAUUGUCCGAAACGAUACUAUAAGCAGGAGGAAGCCGACCAUCCCGAGAGAUUGCCGUCAACAGUUGAGGAGUCAAUUAUUCCAGCAAAAGGAGGAUAUUGAUUUGGAUCCAGAAUUAAAGGAAGCUUGCAAGAGAGAUUUAUUCACAUAUUGUUCUAAUGUGCCUGUUGGAGAGUCUGCGGCUUUAGAAUGUCUGCAAACAGCAAACAAAAGACUCUCUGAUUCCUGUCGCAAAGCUUUAUUUGUAGUCAGAAAGCAGGAAUUCACAGAUAAUGCAAUUGAUUAUCAUUUAAUGAUGACUUGUACUGACAUGAUUGAUAUGUACUGUCAUAAUACAAAGCCAUCUAAGAUACUGGAAUGUUUGAAGAUUCACCAACAAGAACCAAACUUUGAUGAAAACUGUAAACUUGUUAUUGUCAAUAGAAUGAUUGAACAAAAUAUGGACUACAGACUCAAUAAUAAUUUGCAAAUUUCUUGUAAUGGCGACAUUAAAAAGUAUUGCUCGCAUAUUAUUGCUCAUCAACCAGAGGAUGUUGAACUCGAAGGGAAAGUGUUAGUUUGCUUGAAAGAAUUUUUCCGGGAAUCGAAAUUGACACCGACAUGCGAAAACGAAGUGGCGAACAUAUUGAAGGAACAAGCUUUAAACUACAGAUUGAACCCGUUACUAGUGCGGCUGUGUAGUGCUGAAAUUAAGACUAUAUGUGCUGUUCCAAAUGAUUCAAUAACCAACUCUGAUGGGAGGGUGGAAGAAUGUCUAAAAGAAGCUCUCUUGAACCGUAAAAUAGUAUCCCAGGAAUGUGCUCGUGAAGUAGUCCAGAUAAUAGAGGGGACAGAAGUCGAUAUAGAGGCAGACCCCCUAUUGGAGAGAGCGUGUACUCUGGAUCUGUUGAAGUAUUGUAAGGAUCUGGAAAAAGGGGCCGGGAGAAGAUUGAAAUGUUUAAAAAUUAUACUUCAAGAUGGCAGUAGACAACUAGAACCAGAAUGUAAAAAGGAGCUCUCUAAUAGAUUAGAGAUGUAUAAAUAUGUUGCUUCAGUGGUGCAUGAUUUUGGUGAUGUAUAUGAAGAAAUUGUAUCCUCGCCAUUUAAGAAAUAUUUUCUAGUUGUAUUUAUUUCUAUUGUAGGUUUAAUUUUUAUAUUUGGUAUUUAUUGUGGGCGUAUUAUCAGCCAUAGAGCAAUGUAUGUUAAGAAAAAAUAGGAAACCAAUUCACUGAUACUCAUCAAUUAAUAAAAAACUGUAUAAAA
This is a messenger RNA of Amyelois transitella, 3558 nucleotides long. RefSeq names its product Golgi apparatus protein 1 (gene Glg1). Gene Ontology annotation, cellular component: Golgi membrane. Bases 236 to 3511 code for a protein of 1091 amino acids. Gene Ontology annotation, molecular function: fibroblast growth factor binding. The transcript has 7 exons. The record is from RefSeq and is a predicted model, not a curated record. Lineage: Eukaryota; Metazoa; Arthropoda; Insecta; Lepidoptera; Pyralidae.